AUGUUUCUCAAUGAAUUUAGCAAUGAAACUAACACAAAGUUAACUCUGCCAAUACCCGACGCCAUCACCACUUGGCGUAUAACUGCAUUUACAAAUAAUGACGUUACGGGUUUCGGUAUAGUAAAUGGACCCACAGAUAUCACCACUAUACAAUCCUUCUUCAUAUCACUAAAUCUGCCAAACUCAGUGAAACGUGGCGAAGUUGUGACUAUACCCGUAACCAUAUUCAAUUAUCUUGAUCAGAGCCUAGACACGGAAGUUGUUCUCUAUAAUAAUGAUGAGGAGUUUAAUUUUAUGGAAUCUACAAUACAAGGUAUAGAGAAAGCAAAUGCUGACCAGCAGCAAACAAAACAUCUUACUAUACCGGCGAAUAAGGCCAAAACGGUGAACUUUCUUAUUUAUCCCAAACAAGUGGGGGAAAUAACUUUAAGAAUUACGGUCUCAAGCUCCUUGCAUGCAGAUGCUGUUCUGAAAAAACUUAAAGUUGAAGCAGAAGGUGUGCUUCAGCAAAAAAAUCAAGCUUCAUAUUUAAGUAUUCCGGAAGGAGAGAAAAUAUCCUCAUCAUUUAACAUUGAGGAGCCAGUAGAUAGUGUACCUGAUUCUGAUUAUAUUACUUUCUCAGUGGGUGGUCAUUAUUUAGUGCCUACAGUGGAGAAUUUUCAUGACCUAAUACAAAUGCCUUCUGGUUGUGGUGAUCUAAAUAUGGUGAAUUUUGCUCCCAGUGUUUUAAUUUUGCAAUAUCUCAAAGCAAAUGGCAAGCUAUCGAAAGAGAAAGGUUUGGUUGAAAGUCUAACUUCAGCGAUGGAAGUUGCCUAUCAACAACAACUGUCAUUUCGUCAUGAUAAUGGUGGCUAUAGUAUCUUUGGCAUGGAAACAGAUGAGGAACCCAAUACUUGGCUUACUGCCUAUGUGGUGCGUUACUUUAUUAAAGCUUCGCAUUUCCUAGAUAUUGAGGAGAAAAUAAUUGAGUCGGCUUUGGAGUAUUUGGCUGAACAGCAAAAGACAAAUGGGGAGUUUCUUAGUACGGGUUAUUUAUUAAAUGAAAAUCAUAAAAAUGAAUAUGGACUUGCAGCAUUUAUAUUGUUGGCCUUUUUGGAGAAUCAGAAAUACGCCACGAAAUAUAACAAAACUAUUCAAAAUGGAGUAGAAUUUUUAAAUUCUAAUUUAAACAAUGUCAACGAUAUUUAUGUAUUAUCCUUGAUGGCUACUGUUAUAAAACGUGCUAAACAUCAAGAUGCCAACAAUCUUAUAAUGCAGCUAUCAUCCCAGUGCAAAGAAGGUAAUGGCUUAAAGUGGUGGUCGGAAAAUGAUCAAAACUUGGCCAAUGAUAUAGAAAUUACAGCAUACGCUGCAAUAACAUUGUUGGAUACUCCGGGAGAUCAUACCUCUAUUUUGAAGUGGCUGAUACAACAACGUAAUGCUAAUGGAGGUUUUUCAUCUUCUCAUGACACUGUGGUGGGCAUGGAGGCUUUAGUGAAAUUUUCGGAGAAAUAUAAAAAUCUUAAAAAUGUGAAUUUACAUAUAUCUUACAGUGCUAAAGAUCAGUUGGGAAUGGAAUUGUCUAAAAACGAAUUCUAUGUGGACUCAAAUAAUAUUUUGGAUUUUCAAAAACAUGAGUUACCCAAAACCACACGCCAUAUUACUUUUGAAAUCGAGGGCAAUGGAGCCUCAUUGGUUCAACUCAAUCAUCAAUAUAACAUUGUUAAUAUUCAAGAGUUUCCUCAUUUUAGUAUACAAGCCAAAACAAAGUUUAAAAAUGAUGAAGAAAUGAAUUUGGAAGUUUGCUUUACUUACCUAAUGGAUUCAGAAGCUCCCAACAUUGCCACCAAUAUGGUGAUAAUGGAAGCAAAUCUACCAUCUGGCUUCAAAUAUGAAGCAGAAGAUAGCUUUCCUUUGAGUCAAAAUGAUCUUGUGCAGAGAAUUGAGUUACGAAAUUCAGAAUCAACGAUUAUUUUAUAUUUGGGCAAAUUGAAGGCAGAUAUUAAUCAUUGCUUAGAGAUUCCUGCAGAUAAAAUUAAUGAGAUAUUAAUGCCAAAACCAGCUGCCAUUAAAAUGUACGAUUAUUAUAAUUUGAGUCGUUCAAAUACAUUAUUUUAUACAGUUCAUAAAUAA
Calliphora vicina (urban bluebottle blowfly) is the source of this 2112-nucleotide messenger RNA. Its product is annotated as thioester-containing protein 1 allele S3-like. NCBI's taxonomy places the organism in Eukaryota, Metazoa, Arthropoda, Insecta, Diptera, Calliphoridae. Gene Ontology annotation, cellular component: extracellular region. Gene Ontology annotation, molecular function: endopeptidase inhibitor activity. The transcript is spliced from 4 exons. The coding region runs from base 1 to 2112 and encodes 703 amino acids. The record is from RefSeq and is a predicted model, not a curated record.